UUGUGUAUUGCAGCUUUUAUCACUUGUGCACAUUUCCAAGCUGCUCGCUGCGUAACACAACACUGCCUCUUUUCUUUGCAAUCCCUUGUCUUGGCCUCUCUGAUAGACUGGCUUCUCCCUGUCCUCCCCCAGUCCGGUGCUUGGAGUAGUGUGAACGUCCGUGGGAAUCUUUGCCUUGUCUCUCUCUCUCUCUCUGUGGUGAUUGCAGAGUAACUAAAACAUCGCUGGUGCGGUUAAAGGCAGUAGAGGCUGAAAACUUCCUGCUUAUUCUGCUCCGAGCCUCCCUACCAUCUUCAACAUGGCUGGUGGCAUUACCGAUACUGGAGAGCUUUACUCUCCUUAUGUUGGUCUGGUUUAUAUGUUCAACCUCAUCGUCGGGACAGGAGCCCUAACCAUGCCAAGGGCCUUUGCAACGGCAGGGUGGCUUGUCAGCCUUGUUCUCCUAAUGUUCCUGGGCUUUAUGAGCUAUAUGACUACCACCUUUGUGGUAGAAGCCAUGGCUGCUGCAAAUGCCCAACUGCGAUGGAAGAGAAUGGAAAAACGCAAGGGAGAUGAUGAGGAGGAUGAGGAUUCUUCCUCUGGAGUGUCUGACAGUGAUGUUCUCCUCCAAGAUGGCUAUGAGCGAGCAGAGACACGACCUAUCCUUUCAGUUCAGAGACGUGGCUCACCCAAUAUCUUUGAAAUCACCGAAAGGGUGGAAAUGGGUCAGAUGGCUUCCAUGUUCUUCAAUAAAGUGGGUGUCAACCUCUUCUAUUUCUGCAUAAUUAUCUACCUCUAUGGGGACCUGGCAAUCUACGCAGCGGCCGUACCGGUCUCUCUCAUGCAGGUGACCUGUAGUGCCACUGGCAACCAUUCUUGCAGUGUUGGAGAUGGCACAAAGUAUAAUGAUACAGAUAAGUGCUGGGGGCCAAUUCGACGGAUCGAUGCAUACAGACUGUACCUGGCAGCAUUCACUCUUCUCCUGGGUCCUUUCACCUUCUUCAAUGUGCAGAAGACAAAGUAUCUACAGAUCAUGACAUCCCUGAUGAGAUGGAUAGCUUUCAUCCUCAUGAUUAUUCUGGCCCUCAUCCGCAUCAGCAGAGGCCAAGCAGAGGGUCAUCCGUCCAUGGCCCAGCUGUCGGGCAUCCGCAAUCUCUUUGGGGUGUGCGUCUACUCCUUCAUGUGCCAGCACUCCCUGCCGUCCCUCAUCACACCCAUCUCCAAGAAGAGGCAUGUCAACAAGCUCGUGCUGCUCGAUUAUAUCCUGAUACUGGCUUUCUACAGCCUCCUGUCCUUCACUGCCAUUUACUGUUUCCGCAAUGACACCCUCAUGGACAUGUACACGCUCAACUUCACCAACUGUGAAAUCAUCAACAUCGCCUUCAUUCGCUACUUCCUGGGCCUCUUUCCAGUCUUCACCAUCAGCACCAAUUUCCCCAUCAUUGCUGUGACCCUGCGCAACAACUGGAAGACCCUUUUCCACAGAGAGGGGGGAACCUACCCCUGGGUGGUGGAUAGGAUUGUCUUUCCUGCCAUCACACUGAUUCCCCCAGUGCUGGUGGCUUUCUGCACCCACGAUCUGGAGUCCUUGGUGGGAAUCACGGGAGCCUAUGCUGGGAAUGGGAUCCAGUACCUCAUUCCGGCUUUCCUCGCGUACUGUAGUCGGAAGGACACUCAGCUGGUCUUCGGCAGCGGUACCGUUAACAAGCACCUGUCCCCUUUCCGGCACACCUUCUGGAUUGUGUUCGUGCUCAUAUGGGGCUUUUCUUGCUUCAUGUUUGUGACUGCAAACAUUGUUCUGAGUGAGUCAAAACUGUGAUGUGGGCGCGGCGGCGUGCUCCCUCUGGGGCUCCGGAGGAGACUCCAGCGCUUCAGCUGCUCUGAGACUGCAGAGGGGGAAGGAGGCAGCGUGGAGGGAAGUUUCCAGGCCGUUGGUUCGGUGACAUAGGUCAGACCUGGACACAGACUUUCUUUUCUCCACUUCCACUUUGGGUGUGGAUGGAGUAGGCUCAGCCUUUUUACAAUCCCGGUUCACAGACCCGCUGUACAAAGCCAGGGGCUGAGCUCUUGGCAGCCUGUACGAUUAACCAGUGCCCAGCCGCUUCUGCCUUGAGCUCUGUUCAAGCAUCACUUCUCCGCCCUUGCUGCAGCUCUCCUCUGGCGCUGCAGGUUUCAGCACACGGGAGAGCUGACAGCCUUGGCUGCUCACUACGGUAGUCGGCUAAAUAUCCCUGGCCCCAAAGACAGGGACCUGCUGUGCACAGAAUCCAGCAGGAAUUUGGGGGAAAUUAACCUCUUUUUCAUCUGGGACCCCCACAGACACGAAACUCCUGUGCCAGUUGAGGGUGGAGAAAAUAAAUUAGGGUGGGAAUAGCCCUAACCCUCUUUUUUGUUUUUUUAAAAUAUCUGUUACACCUUCUUCUUCCAGAAGCAUUAACCUGUUUUAUGCUCUGGGUAAGGAGCACCAUGGAUUGCCUGGGAUCUGGGAUCUCUUGCUUAGCAGAACUGGAUUUUUUUUUCCUCAUCUCUGGAGUUUACAUUCACACUUCUCCCUCUAUUCUGUUUGUUUUGGCAGCCUUAGUCCUAUAGAGCAGUGUCCAUAUGCAUGCAGGGGUGUAGCUCUUCACCCUUGGAAAGGAAACCACAGCCUGGCUUCCCUUGGCUCCUGCAUGCAGCUAAGUGACUUCAGCUGGCAGAGCUGUUCUCCGUUUCACACGGGGCUGGUGCACCAGGCCAGGCCCCGGCUGCAGUGGUCAGGAUUUAUGUGGGCUGGGGAGGUGCUAAUUACCCAGGCCUGAUGCGGGUUAGAUCUGCGAGAGCCCUGGCUGUGCACGCCAACACAUUUCCAGCCUCCUGUGCUGGGUAAUUAGCCUUGAAACAAGGUGGGUGUUAACUCCAGGGAAUGGGCUGGUGCCAGCAGGAAAAGGCUGCGCUAUGGCUCAGCUGUGCCCAGCUCCCUGCAGGAGCAGAGCUCGUGUGAUGGGAGAGAGGGCUAGAGCCCUCCUGAAACUGCUCUGCACCCACCCAUGCUCUCCUUCUGCGCAGGGUUAAGGUGGGCUUCUUGCUGGUCUUAAUUCAGCUUAUCUGAGAGUUUGCUUGGCUCCCAGGUAAUUCUGUGCCUGUUAUCGUGGGGGCAGCUAAUGCCUUAGAUUAGUCUCUGCUCCUGAGGCUUCUCGAGGUCACUGUACCACCCAGUGACAGAGAGCAUCAGCUCCGGAGAUCUGAGGCCCUUAGGCAAAGAUUAUAUAGGCUUUCAUAGCAGAAGGAAUAACUUUAGAAGUUUUCACCUGAAAUAUUUUAAGCCUUUCUUCCCUCAACCCUUACUAAAGCGGGUGCAAAGCCAGGUGCAUGCCACUGGUGCUAUAUCCUCUCGCCCUCUGCACUGCUGUAGUAUUAAGCGUCACUGCUCACUAAAAGCAAGCUUUGAACUGCAGCUGCUUUUUAAUCAAGCUCUAUUUUCAAGUAAGACUUCCUUGUGCUCCUGCGGGGCGAGCAGGCAGGUACCUGGAGCUGUACGAACACACUACGUGGUUUUUAAAGCAAAAGUCCCUUCACCUCUCAGGCCUGGGUGCUGUGAGCGUGUCCUUGCUGCGCUGCUCGGAGAGGAGCCGGGGGGACCGUUUCCCCCAUCUCCAGCUCCCUCCUGGACAGGUUUUGGCAGCUCUUGCUGGUGAACUUAAACAUCCCCAGAUGCCAGAUGAACAAGUUGCUUUACGGGUAGCCGGUGCUGGUGCCUCGCCGAGGAAGCGAUAGCAGCUACGCAGUCCGGAGGGCGAGUUCCUCGGCGGCAGAGCGGGGCCCUGGCGAGAACAGAAGGCCGCUGCGCCUUUCUGUUGCUUGUUCUCGGGCUCUUGCACCGUCUUGGCUGCCGGAGACGGGACAGGGCGCAGGUGCCGCGGUGGGGCACGCCGGGCUGCUCUGACCUAGCACGGCUGGGAGACGGGCGAGGCGGGAGGGAGGGAUCGAGCCUUCGGAAGGGGGAAAUGCUGCAGGCAGCUGCUCCUCUGUGCAAGGGCACGGGUGUGGAUUUACGGAGGGGGCCGAGGCCUUUCCUGGCAGGCUGCUGCCUCGGGCUGCCUGCGCUUUGCGGGGCCCUGGGGUCAGCUCCGUCCCUUUGGGCACUGCGUGAGCUCCUCGCCUUUGCCUUUCAUUGCCCGCCGGAGAGCGGCUGCCCUCGGUUCCUUGUUUGCCUCCGUCCAUCCCUUCCCCCCAUGGGGCUGGCCUUUCUCCCCCUCUCUUUCCGCCCCAAAGCUGCACGGGCAGCGAAGGAGUCUCUCUUCGUACAGCAGCAGCCUUCAAACUCCGCCGCUCGCAGCAGGAGUGGGGUGCGGGGGGCCGAGACCACCUAGCAUCCUGCCCGCUGCGCCUUUCCCCCGGGGUUGCCGUGGAGUAAAGCACAGCUGCGCUCGUCUCCUUUAGCAGGAGCCACUAAAGCCCCCAGGGCUGGGAGACGGUGCUGCCGCAUGCUUCACCCUGCCAUGAGCGCCUGCGGCCCGCCAGCCCCCCGGGCACAGCGGUUCGGCAGCUCUCGUCCGAUGGACUUGCUUUUCAAGACGUGCCUUCUCUCCCCCAGCCUCGGUGCUCGGCAGCAGCUUCCGAGGGCCCUUAGCUCUAAGCCGAGAGCUGCUGGGAAGGCAGCCGGGGCCGCGGCGCGGGGAGAGCUGCCUGCCUUGCGCUCGCGCAUCCUCCCCGUUCGCCACGGUACCUCCCUGGAAGAGCUCUGGGCCCCGAGGAGCACGGGCGACUUCUUAAAUAAAUAACCGAGCAUGCCAGACACCUGCUGUCCUUGCACAGCAGCGAAACAAAUCUACCUUAGGAAUCGGGGCGUUUAGUGGAAAGAAACUCCACGGUGGAGAGAACAUUUUUCAUAUAAAACGUGACAUAGCAAUGCCUUAAAAAUUACCAGUGAGAGGGGGACGGGGAGGGCUCGCUGGAGCCGGCGCUGCCCGCGGCUGGGCUGGGGGAGGCAGAGCUGGGGUGACCCUGACUGCUACCCCAGCUCCGCGCGGGGCGGGAGCUGCUCUCGUCUCGCAGCUCAGGAAUGAGUCUGUUUUUAUUUGGCCGUUAUCAAUGCUAUAUUCAAAAUUACAGAUCCUCACGUGAUGCUUGUCCUGACUGUAAUUAGUUUUCAAAAGAAAAAGGGAUUAAAACUAAAAUAAAAUGCACAUUAUACAUCCA
Dromaius novaehollandiae (emu) is the source of this 5157-nucleotide messenger RNA. It is a transcript of the gene SLC38A12, whose product is annotated as transmembrane protein 104. The record is from RefSeq and is a predicted model, not a curated record. The transcript is spliced from 10 exons. The coding region runs from base 299 to 1798 and encodes 499 amino acids. NCBI's taxonomy places the organism in Eukaryota, Metazoa, Chordata, Aves, Casuariiformes, Dromaiidae.